Molecule: messenger RNA, 4969 nt
Organism: Fopius arisanus
Lineage: Eukaryota; Metazoa; Arthropoda; Insecta; Hymenoptera; Braconidae
Product: protein FAM13A
Exons: 8
Coding region: 952-3633 (893 amino acids)
Biological process (GO): signal transduction
Source: RefSeq, a predicted model, not a curated record
AUUCUCUCUUGGCACGGUCUACGUUGCCAAAGACCAGUCGAAGACGUUUGCAUCAUCGGUAUAAUUGAGAAAACAAACGUCAUUUCCGUUGAUAAACAGACCAGCGCGGAUAACACUCGUUAUUUCGACAUAUUUUUAUAUCUCUCAAUUACCAGGGGUUGAGGGGUGUUAAGUGCUACAUGUGGAGCUUUAUGUGAGUUAUCAGUGAUAAAGUUUGGCAUGAUUGGAGACAGAGAACUCAGGGCAUCAAGGACACCCCAGAGGUUGAUGUAAAGUGGAGGAGAAGGAUGCGAGGGCAGGGAAGAAAAUUGUGUUGGUGACCGGGUGGUAGUCGUCCCUUGAUUUGUGGGGUGAGACAAGCUGAUUUUUAAAUAAAAAAUAAAGCAGGUCAGUGAGGGAGUAGUAGCUCAGAAAAAAGUCGGCUAUACCCCCGAUGCUUACUCUACGCCUAGUGUCUACGCACUUUUUGAAGCAACCAUAGGGUGUUAUCCAUCGCCUCGGAAGCGUUAAAACCAUUUUUUCAAUAUAAUGUGUCGUGAUAGAGACAUGAACCACGAGCACGUCAUUAUUAAUCAACAACUACUUUCACCGUGAUCGAUGAGCUAUUGAUUAUAUCGAUCGACUUUAACUGAACUUGUGUGGAUAAAACAUCUUGUUGCUAACAGGAUUGCUUGACAAAGUCAUUGGUAAUCUUGUCAAGUUCACCAUUGUAAUUCUAUUCUGAGGGAAUCCCCAAAUCAAAACCGAUCGAAUAGUUUUCUCCUUCUAUUGGUACCUCAAUCUAUCAUUAGUGGACAGUAUUUGUCACUGUAUUGUUAUCGAAAUUUCAAUCGUCUAUUUUGCUAAUUGCCGUUGAAUACGGUUCUCAAACCGCAAGUGAUAUACUUCAAUCUGUGGAGAGCUGCGAAAGAGUGCAUUUGCGGCAGUGGGUCGCGGUGCAGACGGACGGGGAUGAGACGCCCGCAGCAGGAAGUACUCCAACAUCAUCAAGAAAAUUGUCAGGGAUCUCCACCCGCGAGUCCGAUUGAAACGCGUCAACGGACCGCCAACGUCAAGGACGAGUCACGAUUGGCGCGUGUGAAACGCGUGCUGACCGGCUCCCUUUUGGGUCGUGGUAUCGGCAACGCCGAAUCCAAACGAAUUUUUGGGGCUCGUCUGGAGCUGGCUGACUCUUAUUUAGACACUGGAGUGCCCUAUGUGGUGCAUCGUCUCUGUGGGUAUAUCGAGCACCAUGGAUUUCAGAGUGCAUCGGUGUUUCGCCUGUCAGGGGGCAGUCCUCGGUUGACGGAACGUUUGAGGGCGGCUUUUGAGAGACGAGGAGAUGCCGAUCUCGAGGGUGCAGCAUGUCCCUCAACUGCAGCAACUAUGCUGAGGCAGUAUCUCAAGGAAUUGCCACAGCCACUGAUCCCUUCUUCCAUCGUUGAUCAGCUUAUUCAUAUCCAUGCUCAAUAUCACUCGACUAAUCGAGAAAUGUGGAUCGAGCGGACGCACCAGCUCCUGCUGAGUCUCCCCCCAUCGCAUUAUCGCCUCUUCGGGUACUUGGCUAAUUACCUCAGCAAGUAUGAGGCACGCCAUGGCAGAAGCUCCGGUGUCUGUGGGGUGUUUGCACCAGUAGUCCUACCCCAUGUUCCACCAGCCACUACUCUUCUUCGGGACAUCCUCACUGAGGCAUCCAAUCUGUUCCCAGGCUGUGUCAAGGAAUCGGGAAGUUAUUCGACGGUUUCUAACGAUAACAGAGACGUUUGCAGGGAUACCAAGGAGCAGAACGAGGUUUGUGAACAAACAGUGGACAGUAACUUGCAUUGCGCGCUGAAACCGCGCAAGCGAAAGGAACACUGCGAAUCCUGUUGCCAAGAGAGAAAACUCAUCAGAAGCAAUAGUGAGGAACAAAUUUUGGAUAAAAAUACUUCAAACGCGGUGGAAUCGAUCCGAAGAGUCAGCAGUCACGAGGAUUUCAACAGCGAUAAACAUCUCCAUAUUUCGACGCAUUUACCUCAGCCUGGAGCCGAUAUGGGGCACGGAGUGAGAUGCGGAGGGCUACCCCUCCACGAGAGGACCAACGUCUCGCCGGUUUCCAAGCCCUCGCCCUUACCCUCACCCUGCGACAUUUUUCUUGCCGCAGAGAGACUCGAGUGCGACGUAGAACGUCUCCGGAGUACAGAGAGAUUCAGCAGAAGUUUGACCCCUCGUUGUCUCCGGGUGAAUCGUCGACGACGAGUUCACAAGGCCCUCAAACACGAUCAGAACUCCAGCAAGGAGAACGAAGAGGAACUCAUCCCAGAACUGUACAUUGAGUCAUCAACAGAGAAUAACAGCAGUGCAGACGAGACAACAGGACCCAGUUUCCUGGACUUCCUGAGCAGCGGUCCCUCGCGUUCUCCGUCCCCGGUGCGUGCGAGAUCUCUGGACCAAGAAGACUUGAACAAUCCAGUACCCACAAACUGGAGUUUCACAAUGCGACAGGCGGAUCCAGAGGCUGAACCCGCGAUAUUCGAAGAUGCGAAAGGCCCCACAGAAUCUAUGCUCUCACCGAGAAAUUCCUUGCUAAUUCCCCGACGAUUCUACUCCGAGGCAGACGGUACCCCGACAAUUCCCAGCCCUUCAGAGCUCGGUCUGAAGACCUUAACAAAGCACAUAAACGGUCUGAAGAAAAAGAUUAAAAAAUACGAGGAUGAAUUCGAGGAAAAUUUUGGCUAUCGUCCUAGUCACUCGGACAAAAUGAGCAAUCGCGACAUUAAGAGAUUGUGUGGAGAGCUGAAUAAACUUCGAAAAGAGUACAAGCUGCUGAAGGAGGAUCCAAUCAGUGCUCUGCGAGCCAACGUCAAGCUGUCCAAAUCGUUGACCUUGAAUGGAAGAAAUCAGGACAAUUCAACAGCUGUGAACAACAAUAACAGUCAGGAGUUCAAGUCGAGGGCGAGCCUGAUGGAGGACAUGGUGAAGGAGGUGGAGAGAAAACUCAGUGAGAAGAGAUCCAAGUAUGACAGACCUGACAACAUGGAGGAGAUGACGUACGAGCAGCUGCUGGAUGAGAAGACAGCAGUACAGAAGGCCCUCCUGCACAUCGAGGGAGCAUUUGGCAGACCUGUUGCCAAAGAGGACAGGGCAAUGGUGAGAGAUCUCUACGACAGAUAUCGAUCACUCAAGAGACUACUCAUCAGGGCUGGAGCUAGCAAGAAUAAGGAUAGCAUAUCUGAGCUUGCGACGAUUCUCGAGCAUGAGGCGAUGGAUUUCACCUCUUCAUCAUUGCCUGGCAACUCUGGAGACUGCGACAGAAGAGCCAGUGAACCUGAUAUGUCACAUCGAGGCAUCUUGGAUUGCAUUGAUGGCCCAGAUCAGUUCCCCACUGAUAGUGACAGUCAGCACAGCAGCAGUGAGGGCAGUCGUGGUGGUGUGGGAGAAAGUCUUCAUGCCAUGCCCCAGGAGGAUCUCGUUGCUCAGCAGAGGAUCAUGAGGGAAGAGAAGAAGAGGCUGAGGAGAGCUCUCAAAGAGCUCGAAGCACAGUUUGAAGCACGCGCUGGACGCAGAAUGCAGAGGGAGGACAGGGGCCCUCAUGUACAAACUGUUUAUGAGUCUUAUAAACAAACAAAGGCCAAACUCAGACUAAUCGACGCUCUACUCGCCAAAACUGCCUAAUUCACAUUGCAAUCGGUAAAACGUUCGUGAGAGAUUUUAUUUAUUCAUCGUUAUUUGUCCAUUUUAUUCAGUGGUAAAAUCUUAUCAUAUUUUUCCUUAAUAAUAGAGAUGAUUCAAUUUAAAAAAUAAAUGAAUUCGUCUCAUGACGUGUUUGCCAAUUCGCUCUUAGUAAUUAUCACUUUAUCCAUUUUGCCCUUUUCUUUCGCUAAUUAUUCCUUUAAUGGAUCUUAUUAAAUCCUACCAUUUGUUAUUUAGUACGACAAUAUUGAAAUAGGGGAGUCAAUCCUCGUCAUUCAUUGGAAAUUUGAGAGCUUGGUGAUUAGUGCAUGUGACCUAGAUUUUAACUAAAAUUUAGAAAGAGAGAGAUUAUUUUUCAAUGCAGCGGUCUGAAUAUUAUCUAUAGAGAUAUAUUAUUACACGUUGAUCCUUAUUAUUAUCAUAACUGAUUAAUUGAUAGAGGAACCAAAAGAAACGCUACCCAUUGCGAUUGCCACGAGGGCCUUUUUCGUGAUCAAUUGUAGAUGUUAUUAUUUCCACCGAAAUACUUUGGUUUUUAGUUAGUGGCUCCUAUGGUUUAUCAAUAUAUACCAAAGCAUCUUUUAGUCUGUGAUAAAGCACUUGGCACUUGUUGGAGAAAUUUCAGUCGGUUAUGAUAAAAUUUGUGACGAAUUUUUUGUACGAAAAUAAUUCUCUCUAUGAGUAGUGCGAAUGGCAGCAGUAAUUUUUAUCAAAACAAAAAACAUAAUGAGAUUAGCUGAAACCCCUUAACAUGAUGAUUAAACUUUUGUAUGUAACGUCCCAAAUAAUCCCAUUAAUUCCAUCAGAGAAAAAAUUAAAAAAUAAUUAAUUGAACACGAAAUAGCUCAGUGCAGUCGAGAGUUUUAGUGAUUUAGACUUAUGAAUUUUAUAUCAUAAGGGUUUUGGUAGCUGUGAGCAGAGUUGAAAUCUUCUUGUUUUGAAAAUUACUUUGCAUUUAACGAACGAUUUUUUAUUGAAUUUAUUGAUUCGACAUAUCUAGAAAAUUCCGGGCAGCUCUCUCUGCUGUUGGAGUUCCAGUAGAUGAGCUCUUAAUUACCCAGUCAUUGAUGGAUAAUAAUAAAUAUAUUAACGAUAAUCAGCUAUUAAAAGAGAGGGAAGAGAAUACUGAUGUUUCACACGACUGCAGAAUCAUUAUCACCUUCGACACGAUAUUAUCGUGAGAAAUAAAUAUUGACGAUGUUUGCUCGUUGUUAUACAUAUGUGUUGGAUAAAUGUAUAUAAAAUAUAUGGAAACAUCUUAUACAUAAACAAUAUAUUCUAUAUUGAGCGAGGGUGAAAUAAAUCAUCUGUAAUUGAA